AUGGCGCCUCCACUGCCCCGGCCGUCAAUAUGCGGCCUGCAAUCCGCUCUCUCCUCGUGCCGAAUCUCGACGACAAAGACGACGACCUCGACUUCACAAUGGCGCGCAUUCAGCAUCACCCCUUUUGCCUCCCAAGUCUCCGCCGUGCCCCCCGAAUCACCCAAAUUCAUUACCAUCCCGGAGCCCCCCCAAUCAGCGGAGCCUAAGUUGCCCCCGAUCAAGGGCUACCUCCCGGUCCCGCGCGACAUGUUCCCCAAGCGGGAAGGCAACCGCAAGGUGAAGCCGGGCUACGUCCAGGCCGCCACCCCGGUCUCCAAGGCCGAGCUCGCCGGCUUGCCGCCAAAGUCGGAGCAAGAAGCCCGCCACCGGCUCAUGGCCGCCGCGCGCCGCAGCGCCUUCGCCUCGGGCAUCCAGGGCCUGUACGUCCGCAAGACGCAGCGCGAGCAGCGCAUGCGCGCCCGCGCCGAGGCCCGGCGCCAGGCCAACAUCGCCGCAGCGACGGCGCCCGAGAGGCUAGACGACGUGCUCACGCGCUCGACGGUGCGCGCGGCGACGGCGCUCGAGACCACGGUGGCGCCAGACCCGAACCGCUUUGCGGCCGCCGAGGCCGCGCGGGCGCGGCGCGAGCAGCAGGAGAGCCUCAAGGCCGAGGCGCGGCGCGACGCGCUGGCGCAGCUGUACGUGGCGGCCAAGGACUUCAUUAUCGACGAGGCCGAGCUCGAGCGGCGCGUCAACGCCAUCUUCACGCGCGACCACCACAAGUACGGCAGCACGGACAGCGGGCAGAGCAUCUGGGACGUCAAGAGCGCCCCCGUCAGUGUGGCGGACUUGCAGGCCGAGAUGACCGGGUCGUCCAACAGGUUGACCGAGAGGAACAGGUCCCCUGCUUUCAAGACGACGGCGAGGCAGAAGGCCGUGGCCGAGGAGUUGACAGGUGGCAAGUUGUGA
Messenger RNA from Parathielavia appendiculata, 948 nucleotides. RefSeq lists its product as uncharacterized. NCBI's taxonomy places the organism in Eukaryota, Fungi, Ascomycota, Sordariomycetes, Sordariales, Chaetomiaceae. The transcript has a single exon. The record is from RefSeq and is a predicted model, not a curated record. The coding region runs from base 1 to 948 and encodes 315 amino acids.